ACUGCGUCUCCGAAAGGAAAGCUACUUUCCAUGUCUGAUGAGAUUACACAUCCAACGGAUUGAAAACAAAAUGGGGGUUGUAGCGUGAACAUAGGAGCAACAGUUUUAAAGAAAGGUUUUGACCCUAUGUCCACGACUCUGCAUGUUUAGAAUAGCCGACGUAUUGUUUGACAAGCGACCAAGUGAACCCCGUCGUUGAUAAGAAAGAGCAAGCUGAGGCAGGAUGUCGGCCCGAGGAGGGAAGAAGAAGACCACCAAGCUGUCCCGCUCUGCCCGAGCAGGGGUCAUCUUCCCCGUGGGGAGGAUGAUGCGUUACCUCCGUACAGGGACCCACAAGUACCGCAUCGGCAUGGGGGCCCCUGUCUACAUGGCGGCUGUCAUCGAAUACCUGGCAGCUGAAAUCCUGGAGUUGGCUGGCAAUGCAGCGAGGGACAACAAGAAAGGCAGAAUAACGCCACGACACAUCAAGUUGGCAGUAGCUAAUGACGAGGAGCUCAACCAGCUUCUCCGUGGGGUGACCAUAUCGAACGGCGGGGUCCUGCCCCGGAUCCACCCAGAGCUCCUGUCCAAGAAGAGGGGGGGCCGGGUGAAGGUGGACACCCAGGUCACAGUGCCCGAGAAGAGGGAGGCGCGCGUCAAGAGCAUCAAGAAACCCUCCAUCAAAAAAGGAAAAGGCAAACCAGGCCGCAAAGCAAGGAAGAGCACAGAAAACGACAAAGAGGUUGUAGCCAACUCAACUGUGGAGGAUGGACCAGGCGAUGGGUUCACAAUCCUGUCAGCGAAAAGCCUGUUUCUCGGACAGAAGCUUUCACUAACCGAGAGUGAAAUCAGUAAAAUUGGAAGUAUCAAAGUGGAAGGUAUCAUCAACCCAACAAAUGCAGAGAUGGACCUUAAAGAAGGCGUGGGGACCGCUCUGGAGAAGGCAGGGGGUCGGGAGUUCCAGGACGCAGUAAAAGACCUGCGGAAAGCACAAGGGCCUCUAGAGGUAGCAUCAGUUGCUGUGAGCCAGGCCACUGGGAUGGCCGCCCGCUUUGUGAUCCACUGUAACGUCCCCCAGUGGGGCUCCGAGAAGUGCGAGGACCAGCUGGAGAAGACGGUCAAGAACUGCCUGUCCGCCGCCGAGGAGAAAAAGCUCAAAUCUGUGGCCUUCCCCUCCCUUCCUGCUGGCCGGAACGGCUUCCCAAAGCAGACGGCUGCCCAGCUGAUCCUCAAGGCCAUCUCCAGCCAUUUUGUGUCCGCCACCACCUCCUCUCUCAAAAACAUUUACUUUGUACUAUUUGACAGCGAGAGUAUCGGAAUAUAUCUUCAGGAAAUGGCCAAGCUGGAUGCCAAGUGAAGAGGAGACUGCAAAAAAGAAGGAGCUCAGUUUGGGGUGUUUUUUUGUUUUUUUUUAAACAGGUUGCAGUUGUAUUUCAGGUGGGUUUAGUUCUUUACAUCUGGUAUAGGUCAAUGGAAGGUCAUGUGAGUAGGCAUUAUUAUGAUGUGGACCCAGCCUCGGAAGGUUAAGGAAAAAAAAAAAAAAAACCUUUGUGAGUGAAGUACUGUAUGAAUUUAUGUUACACUGUCCUUUUAUGAUAUAAUUCUUUUUAGACUAGAGUAACUUUAUCCCCAUGGCUUGUCGUUCUGACUUCUUAUUUACCCAUUGUUGUUUUUACAUUCCAUGUCCAACAAAGACGACAAUUUUGACGGUUGUUUUUGCGGCCAGAAAUCCCUCUGUAGUUUCUGAUACAGUUAGUUUACUAAAAAAAUGAGUGUUUCUCAUUCUGCUUUGAAAUAAAAAUCCAGAUGUUUUACACCACA
Messenger RNA from Hypomesus transpacificus, 1800 nucleotides. Its product is annotated as core histone macro-H2A.2. The record is from RefSeq and is a predicted model, not a curated record. Gene Ontology annotation, biological process: nucleosome assembly. Gene Ontology annotation, cellular component: nucleosome. Bases 224 to 1336 code for a protein of 370 amino acids. The transcript has 9 exons. Gene Ontology annotation, molecular function: structural constituent of chromatin; DNA binding; protein heterodimerization activity. NCBI's taxonomy places the organism in Eukaryota, Metazoa, Chordata, Actinopteri, Osmeriformes, Osmeridae.